AAUAGUAAGGGGGUAAUUGCCUAUAAAGAGGCCGGCAUGAUGGUAGAACAGGCAAGACUUUUUUGCACAUUGCUAGAAGCACCACCUCAGACAGAGGCACGAAAAAACCGAUCAGUUAUGGACAAGUAUGACAAUUUAUUACUCCAAGCGUCUUUUAUUUUCAUGGUCCUGUUUGUUUUCCAAACCACAUGCAGACCAUACGAGCCCACAGGGAGUUCAACCAGCAGUCAAUCGCUCAAAAACCUUGUCCAGAAGAUCCGUACAGAUCUAAAAAGUGCUAGUACAAGCCAAGAGAAACCACACCACAUUAUGCGGCGCGAAUCGUGGUGGCACCCAUGUGUUAAGAGCAAGGCCGUGAAUCCUGGCACAGGGGAACUGGAAGUUACUUGUUACCAGACCACUUCUAUCGGCUGCUACCACAACCUCGCCAUCUACGGGUCGACCCGCUGUAAACCCGUGGCGUACGCGCACAAUGGGAAACUGCGGGUCAAAGACUGUACAUGCUUGUAGUGAAUUCAAUUCUUACCCAUUUCAGCUGCGGGACAGCCGAGUAUUUAUAAAA
Messenger RNA from Nematostella vectensis (starlet sea anemone), 562 nucleotides. RefSeq lists its product as uncharacterized. Lineage: Eukaryota; Metazoa; Cnidaria; Anthozoa; Actiniaria; Edwardsiidae. Bases 37 to 510 code for a protein of 157 amino acids. The transcript is spliced from 2 exons. The record is from RefSeq and is a predicted model, not a curated record.